UGGCCCGGAAAUUUCUGCUAUGGGACUGCACAUGGGAACCAAGGCGAACCAGAGGUGGGGUGAAAAUGUCUAUACCGAUGGGUAAUGAAUGGAAGGGGACCACGUGUGACUGGCGGGGGUAUGAGAUCGUGCCAGAGCUAUCAUACCUAUGGAUAGAACGUGUCUGGAACGCGUUGAGGGAAGAGGAAGGAUGGGACGAUAUCGCAGAAGGGAGAGUAGAGUCCGUUGGGACGGUCGUCUUGUCAGAGCAGGGGUGGCAUAUGUUCUGCACCACACUUGCUGCGGGACAAAAUCCGAUGUGGCUUUUAGAGGGUGCCGAGGCAAGGACUCGAAAGGCAGGAGCAAGGUUCGCCAACAAAGGCUGGGAUGAGGUCAGUAGUAGAGUCGUGAUGGGAGGAUGGAAGGAAUUUAAACCGCCCUGUGCCCGGACCAAGACCUGGGUGCCGGAAUUUGUGGCAGACUGGUUUGGGGGCUUUGAUCACGUUGCGGAAGUAGCCGGCAGUAUGGAGCGGAUACACGUAAACUGUGCAUGGUUGGCAGAAGAAUUCUAUAAAACGUCCCUGAAACUCGGACGUUUCCAUGGCGACAGAGCCCGGGAGGUCCUUACCAUUUUGGACAUCGAGAGGAACGACCGACUGGAAGUAGCCACGGAAAUUAGGGACGCCAUAAUCGGCCGGGAAGUAGAAGCGACACCGUGCUAUGUGGAUGAUGUGUUCAAACUAUUUGAGGUGCUGUGGUUCGACUAAAAAUAGCAAUAAAAUCGUGGGGCCAGG
Messenger RNA from Chara braunii, 773 nucleotides. The record is from the annotation of a GenBank genome assembly. NCBI's taxonomy places the organism in Eukaryota, Viridiplantae, Streptophyta, Charophyceae, Charales, Characeae.